Messenger RNA from Alosa alosa (allis shad), 1642 nucleotides. RefSeq lists its product as uncharacterized. The coding region runs from base 121 to 1464 and encodes 447 amino acids. The record is from RefSeq and is a predicted model, not a curated record. Lineage: Eukaryota; Metazoa; Chordata; Actinopteri; Clupeiformes; Clupeidae. The transcript is spliced from 2 exons.
CGGUUCCAGAUGGAUGAGUGGAGCUAGGCGGAGCGAAAUUCAUCUGGCUAUUGCCAGGUUAGUGUCAAGCUGCCGCAGAGAAAGUCAUUUGCAGGAUACCUUGAGAGAGAAUACGACAUAAUGGAGGCUAAUUUGAAGGCUGCACUCGGAGAUGUAGACUUUGUUUCCACUACUGCUGACAUCUGGACGAUGAAUAAUAAAAGUUUUAUGGGAGUGACGGUUCAUUGGAUUAAUUCAACUUUACAGCGCAACAAGGCCGCACUAGCAUGUAAAAGAAUUAGAGGCAGGCACACCUAUGAUGUAAUUGGAGCAGAGAUUGAAGAAAUUCAUUCAUCAUAUGGACUGCAUAGCAAAGUUGUUGCCACUGUAACGGAUAAUGCAUCAAAUUUUGCCAAAGCAUUCAGAGUAUAUCAGCCCUGUAAUUUGGAGUCUGAAUCUGAAAAUGAUGAAGCAGGUGAUGACGAGGAACCGACUUUUACAGAUGUCAUAGAAGCUCUUUCAUCUGGUGAUGGACAGUUUAGCCUCCCUCCACACUACAGAUGUGCAUCACACACAAUUAAUCUGGUUUCAACAAGUGAUGUUGACAAACAUCUAAAUUCCUGUGCAGACACCAAGGCUGUAUAUAGGAGUAGUAUUUCAAAAUGCACCGCUCUCUGGACUAAAGCAAGUCGAUCAACAUUGGCCUCUGAACAGGUGGAGGAAGUCAGCCGCAGGAAGCUAAAGGUACCCACAUCCACAAGGUGGAAUUCCCUGUGUGAGGCUAUUUCCAGAAUCAUCACAAUUCCCAUGAACGAGCUGAAUCCCCUGUGUGUAAAACUGGGAAUCAAGUGCCUUAAUGAAAGGGAGUACCUAUUUUUGCAAGAAUACUGCACCGUGAUGAAGCCCUUGACAGUAGCACUCGACAUCUUACAAGGGGAUGAGUGCACCUAUGGGACUUUACUACCAACACUCACAAGCCUGAUGUCAAAGACACUUGCCCUGAAAGAUGACCUCUCCAGAAUGACAGCCAGCCUUCCAGAUGCCAUUGUAAAGGCCAUCAAGAUUCGUUUUGAUCCUGUACUGGAUAGCCAAGAGGGACUUCUUGCAGCGGCCACUUGUCCCAAGUUCAAACUUAGAUGGCUGAGAGAUGAGCAUAGGAGAGAGCAUGUGAAGGAGCUUCUGAUAAGAGAGUGUCGUAAAGUUGCUCCUGCAGCUGACAAUGCUAAUGUGCCCCAACUGCCAGCCAGCCAAGAUGAAAUGGACUUUUUUGAUUUUAAGAACCAACCCACAGACAGCUUCUCAGCAGAGAAAGAAGUAACUGACUAUUUAAGGUCUGGGUAUGAGCUUGAGAUUCUAAAUCGGUUCCCAAACCUCAAAAAGAUGUACAUGAAAUACAACUCUCCAACUCCAUCAAGUGCACCAGUGGAACGGCUGUUCAGUUUGGGUGGAUUGGAUGCUUUCCCCGAAAAGGAACAGGCUCUCUGAUGGGAGGUUUGAAAAGCUUCUGCUGAUGCGGUAUAACCACUGUUUCACUCCGAAAGAAAACAAAAAAACAUAGGGCCUUGUCAUAAAUUGAGACUAACACCUGCAGAUAUAUGACAGGGGUCAGAUCCCCUCCACACACACACACACACACACACACACACACACACACAGAAGCACU